This is a messenger RNA of Sinocyclocheilus anshuiensis, 916 nucleotides long. Its product is annotated as fibroblast growth factor 10-like. NCBI's taxonomy places the organism in Eukaryota, Metazoa, Chordata, Actinopteri, Cypriniformes, Cyprinidae. The record is from RefSeq and is a predicted model, not a curated record. Gene Ontology annotation, molecular function: growth factor activity. The coding region runs from base 308 to 916 and encodes 202 amino acids. The transcript is spliced from 3 exons.
GGUGAGGAACCGAGAGAGAGACAGCAGCAUUUCUGUGAACCUCCUGGAGGUAUGAGAUCACAUCAGAAGACUGGAUGCCACGAACAGGGAUCGUUUUGACGCACAUUCCCAGGAAACGCAGGAGGAAUAAGUGCUGCCUUGAUAAUCAUUCCCAAAUUGGAUUAAUAAAGCGCUUUAUCUCAGCAUCAGAAGCUUCACAGACUCGCUCUUCAGCCUAAUUCCACAACUUCAUGCUUUCUUCACCCGUCUCGAGUGGAGUUCUCUGGAGCGAGAGGCAUCCAUGCACAUUCACUGAGCAGCAUGUUCCAUGAGGAGUACCAUGAGGAGAUGGACAGUGAGUAACAGUGUGUCUGCAUGCUGGUCGGUGUGUGUCGUCUAUCUUCUCGCCGUCUCCGUGAUCUUCGCGUCCAGCGUCACCUGCGGCAGCGCAUGUUCCGUGCAUCGGGCGCUCAGGGUCGCCAACUCCUCAUCCGCCUCCACCUCCGGCCGGCAUGUGCGCAGCUACGUGCACCUCCAGGGAGACGUGCGCCAGAGGAAACUCUUCUCCUUCCAGAAGUUCUUCCUUAGGAUCGGGAAAGACGGGAGAGUCAACGGCACCAAGAGCAAAGACGAUCCCUACAGUAUUCUGGAAAUCACAUCAGUGGAUGUUGGGAUCGUUGCCAUCAGAGGAAUCGGCAGUAACCUUUACCUGGCUAUCAGUAAGAAGGGAGAACUGUAUGGAGCGAGAAACUACGGUAUAAACUGCCGUCUGAAGGAGCGCAUCGAGGAGAACGGGUAUAACACAUACGCAUCCGCCGAGUGGAGGAACAAGAAGCGCCAGAUGUUUGUAGGUCUGAGCGCUCAUGGAAGGCCUCUGCGCGGGAGAAAAACCCGCAGGAAGAACACCGCUACACACUUCUUACCCAUACUGGUGUGA